Kalmanozyma brasiliensis GHG001 is the source of this 1080-nucleotide messenger RNA. Its product is annotated as Protein kinase domain protein. The transcript is spliced from 3 exons. Gene Ontology annotation, biological process: osmosensory signaling pathway; protein phosphorylation; cellular response to oxidative stress. Gene Ontology annotation, cellular component: cytoplasm; nucleus. Lineage: Eukaryota; Fungi; Basidiomycota; Ustilaginomycetes; Ustilaginales. The record is from RefSeq and is a predicted model, not a curated record. Gene Ontology annotation, molecular function: MAP kinase activity; ATP binding. Bases 1 to 1080 code for a protein of 359 amino acids.
AUGGCCGACUUUGUCAAGCUUUCCAUCUUUGGUACCGUCUUCGAGGUCACCACCCGAUAUGUCGACUUGCAACCCGUCGGCAUGGGUGCUUUCGGUCUCGUCUGUUCCGCAAACGACCAGCUCACCAGCACCUCCGUCGCCAUCAAGAAGAUCAUGAAGCCCUUCUCCACACCCGUUCUCUCCAAGCGUACCUACCGAGAGCUCAAGCUCCUCAAGCACAUCCGUCACGAGAACAUCAUCAGCCUGAGCGACAUCUUCAUCUCGCCUCUCGAGGAUAUCUACUUUGUCACGGAGCUCCUCGGUACCGAUCUGCACCGCCUUCUCACUAGCCGACCGCUCGAGAAGCAGUUCAUCCAGUACUUCUUGUACCAAAUCCUCCGAGGUCUCAAAUACGUCCACUCGGCAGGCGUCGUCCACCGUGACUUGAAGCCCAGCAACAUCCUCGUCAACGAAAACUGCGAUUUGAAGAUCUGCGACUUUGGUCUCGCCCGUAUUCAGGACCCACAGAUGACCGGAUACGUCAGCACAAGAUACUACCGAGCUCCCGAGAUCAUGCUCACCUGGCAAAAGUACGACGUGGCCGUCGAUGUCUGGAGUGCAGGAUGCAUCUUUGCCGAGAUGCUCGAGGGCAAGCCGCUCUUCCCCGGCAAGGACCACGUCAACCAGUUUUCCAUCAUCACCGAGCUGCUUGGCACACCACCAGACGAGGUCAUCAAGACCAUCUGCUCCGAAAACACGCUCCGAUUCGUUCAGUCGUUGCCCAAGCGAGAGCGCGUUCCUUUCUCGCAAAAAUUCAAGAAUGCCGAUCCCAUGGCAUUGGAUCUGCUCGAAAAGAUGCUCGUCUUUGACCCCAGGACACGAAUCAGCGCUGCCGAGGCGCUCGCACAUCCCUACCUCGCUCCGUAUCACGACCCGACCGACGAGCCCGAGGCGGAGGAGGCAUUCGACUGGUCGUUCAAUGAUGCCGAUCUGCCCGUCGACACGUGGAAGGUCAUGAUGUACUCGGAGAUCCUCGACUUCCACAACAUUGACAACUCGGGUCAAGAGGCCGAGGGUCCCGUCCCGCCCGUCGCCAACUAA